Molecule: messenger RNA, 933 nt
Organism: Clonostachys solani
Lineage: Eukaryota; Fungi; Ascomycota; Sordariomycetes; Hypocreales; Bionectriaceae
Source: the annotation of a GenBank genome assembly
AUGCGUAUACUUUGCUUGCACGGACGCGGCUCUAACAAUGAGAUCUUUCGUAUGCAGACAGCGGCGAUCAGAUCCGAUUUAGAAGACUUCGAAUGGGAGUUUGUCCAAGGAACCUUUAGGCACACUGAAGGUACACCCCUCAGCUCCAACGCCCUUCACAAAUCAGUUUGUACAAGACUUAACCCAUAUCUCAUGUUAAUAGGAAACUGGUCUCUCUACACCACCUCCUUUUCAAAGCUACCCCUCUAUGGCUACUACUACCCGCUUGACCCCGCCUCCGUUCUCCAAGCGGAAGAGGACCUUUUUGCCAUAAUCCGAGAGCAAGGUCCCUUUGAUGGGGUGCUCGGGUACUCUGGAGGCGCCUCCUUGGCCGCGCAGCUCAUCAUCAAGGAUCAAAUGGAGAAUCCCCUUGCCCUUCCCCAUGAACGGGCUUUUCGAUUCGGUAUCUUUAUCAACGCCGCAUCGCCGCUCAACUGCUUCUCACUUGACGACUAUGCCGAAGGCCAGCUAGUGAUUCAUGAUACUAUCAAGGGAAGCAUUGCAGAGGAAGCAGCAGAUAUUGUCAUGAGGCCUUCGGCCCUGCGCAAGAAGGCAGGUAUAGAAAAUGAAGAUCAACCUGAUGCGGAGGCUGUAAUCGCCGCAUUCGACAAGUUGAAGGGCGUUACGCUGCCCGAUGGCAGUCUGGGCUUUACGGAUGGUGAAUAUGGCAUGGUAAGAUACAACGCGGUGAGCGAGGACACGUUGAUUGACAUCCCCACCCUCCAUGUUCGGUGUCCGGCCGAGCACAGACAUCAUGGAUUGCAUCUCUAUGAAAUGUGUGAGCCUAGCACAGCUCUGGAAUAUCACCAUGGGCAUGACCAUGAUUUCCCUAGAGGCAGAACCGAGAUGAAGCGGAUAGCCGAGCUUAUCAGAGAAGUAGCAGAUAUGGCAUAG